Messenger RNA from Coccomyxa subellipsoidea C-169, 994 nucleotides. RefSeq lists its product as hypothetical. The record is from RefSeq and is a predicted model, not a curated record. Lineage: Eukaryota; Viridiplantae; Chlorophyta; Trebouxiophyceae; Coccomyxaceae. The coding region runs from base 94 to 966 and encodes 290 amino acids. The transcript has 7 exons.
GCGGCGUCUUGAUUGUCCUGAAGCACAUUGCUACGUGUAGUUUUGUUGGUGAGAAAGAGGAAAAGGAGCUCCUUUGAGAGUUGCAUAUACAAGAUGGAGAGCACCUUCUGGGGUGUCGUAGUCCAGCCUGGCAAGGCGCAGCCGUUCGUGCCCCCGCCAGUGGAUGCGAAAUUGCAUCUGUCACAGGCAACGCUGUCCAUGGAUGCCGACAAUGGAUCGAAGGUGGGGCUGACUUGCACCAUGGGAGAGGAUGGCGACGAAGAAGUGCUGCUGUGCACGCUGCGCGAGGGCGCCACAGAGUCACAGAGCCUGGACCUUGUCUUUGAUCACUACACCGAGUUUAAGGUCCAGGGCUCAGCUGCGGUGCAUCUGACUGGCUACUACAUGCCCGAGUACGAGGAAGCGGAAACAUCCACUGAUGAGGAAGAAGAUGAGGAAGACGAUGAGGAGCUGCUGAUGGACCUGUCUCCAGAGGAGGCUGCUGCCCUUGAGCAGUACCAGCGCUCCUCCCGCUUCCCCUCCAAGAUCAAGUUUGAGGAGGCCAGUGAUGACGAGGAAGAUGAUGACGAGGAUGAUGACCAGGAAGAAGACACUGAUGACGACGAAGAGGGCAUGAUGAUCUUGGGGCCUGAUGAUGAGAACAACAUCACCAUCGUGGAGCUGAACGAUGAUGGCACCGAGAAGGCUGACAGUGAUGAAGAUGAGGAAGAUGUGGAGGACAUGAUUCCUGGGGGCGAGGCGCCGAGGGUGAUCCAGGUGACUGGACCGGAGGCUGAGAAGGCCGGCAAGAGGAAGGCCGCGGACGAGGCCAAGCAGGGCGGUGCUGCAACCAAGAGGAACAAGAAGACUGCUGCGGAUGUUGCGGUCAAAGAGGCACCAGCAGCGCGGAACAGGAGGAGGAGGCACAGCCUGCUGCUGGCAAGAAGGCAAAGAAGGGCAAGAACGGCACUGGUGCGUCUCUGCUGAGCACCUGGCACGCUGAGCCCCUCCAGCC